Gadus morhua (Atlantic cod) is the source of this 1601-nucleotide messenger RNA. RefSeq lists its product as uncharacterized. The transcript is spliced from 5 exons. The record is from RefSeq and is a predicted model, not a curated record. Lineage: Eukaryota; Metazoa; Chordata; Actinopteri; Gadiformes; Gadidae. The coding region runs from base 291 to 1385 and encodes 364 amino acids.
UAGUCGUCCUUAACUUCCUUAACUUUUCCCAUUCAUUCUCUAUGGUAGUUCUUAUCACUACGGAUGUAAUAUUUUUCUGGCCACAAGCGGGAUUUUGGUGGCGCUGUUUCCCCCCUCGGCAGAAGUAAGGGGAUGAUUUAUUUUCUGAGUGACAGACAGCAUCGAACGUUCUCGGGCGUUGAACGUUCUGGAAGAGUUGACAAUUAUUUUCAUCCGUGGACAAGUUAACUUUUCGCCAGGAGACACCAAGUUAACAACAACAAGUUAGCUUUUCAAUUUGAAAAGAAAUCAUGAAUCCCGUCAGCUUCUUCCCCGGAAAGAUGACGGUGACAUUUAGGAGGGGACCAUCGGGUCAUCUGCGGCAGGACCCAUCCUCUGAGGCCAUGAGGAUAAAACAUAAUCCUGGGCUUCAGGUCAAUAGUCCCGCUGAGAAACCUGAGCUAGUGAAGACCAGCGCUCGCACUGUGGUCAUCCAGCGAGGAGGGGAUGUGUCGGACCGACAGGAGGUGAUGGGAGAGUACCUGCUGCAGUUUGGCAAGUACCAGGGAAAAUCGUUCAAGUGGCUCCUCGAGAACGAUGUUGGCUACACCAUCUACCUGAUGAAAAAGGUAGACGAUGAGGAGAGAGCCGGGACCUUCAACCCACAGGGACACAGUAAGGACAGCCUGCUGUCUUUUCUGGACUAUGCCAGGAGCUUCCAGGAAAUACAGGACCUGAGGAACUACCUGAUCUCCAGGAACCCUGCUGAACCUGUGGCGUCAGAGGGGGACAAUAUUGUCGGCUUUGGUCGCAGGGCCAAAACCACCUGGAGGCAGAUCUGGGAGAGCAGGGCGGAUGGUUAUGCUGCCUACAUCUCACGCCAAAAGUGCAUCAAAAACAGCAAGAUGUACAACCUGCAGCAGUACAUCCUCAAGCAGGAAAGGGCUGAAUCCUGUCCAACACCUGCAGAAGGCUCCACUACAUCUACUGCCUCCAUCCCAACAUCAGGCACUCUAGAAGGCUCCACCACAUCUACUGCCUCCACCACAUCUACUGCCUCCACCCCAACAGCAGGCACUCUAGUGAUGGAGGAGGACGAGGAACUGGAGAGACAGAUGUUGAACCUGUCUCCAUCUUUAUUUGACACCGGAGUAAGCAGGUGGAUCAUCAAGGGUGAAACCGUAACUCUUCCGGUACUUGAUCAAAUGUCCCCGGUGCUUUCAGGCCCACCAGCAGCAGUCCAGGGAAGAGCAGCUGUGGAUCCAACGAAAGGAAUUAACAUGCCGUCGAAGAUGGUAAGUGUUUUGUGUUAUAUGCAUGCUUCAUUUAAGCUGUCGUUCAAGGAUUUGGCGUGUGAAAUACCACAGAGGCUUAGAUACAGGUUCACAUGCCACAUCUUUGAUUGACCAGUGAUAUUCUUACUAUAUACUUAUAUUGCUUCUGUGCUUUACCUGUUCUCAGAUGCUUAAACGAUUUGUGUUAUUACAUUUCAAAUACACAACAAUUCAAAAUUGAAUGAAAAAUGUUUAGUCUGUGCUACCAGUUAGCUGCAAAGACAACAGGUAAAGUCAGAUUGCAAAGCAUAAGAAACUUAAAUGUGUGAGGAAAAUGACACUGAUUGU